UCUUGGACUACAGUGACCCUGAGCAGUUUGCGAUGGCCGCAACUCUCCAACACUGCGAGGUGCCUUUCAAGGUGGUUGGUUAUCCUGAAGCCGAGGCGGCGUCCAAGAAAUGGACGGACGAAUACCUCCUGGACAGGAUGCAACGGUGCCCGCGGUGCAAUGUCAUGAAAUCAGUGUCGAAUCGUUUCAUGUUCUGGCACAAAAAGGGGGGAAAGCACGACGAGUCGUGGAAACCGCCAACCCAACCGCAAUACAUGCCCUUCGAAAAGUGGCUCAAUUGGACGCAGGAGGCUGAGGCCAACAGGAUCGGCCCUGAGGAUGUGCACUACUAUCUCACCGUGGGCGUAAGCCCGUCCACGAAGACACCGCCGGACACUGGGGACUUCGUGGCUGACGACUUACCCUUCUUCAGCACGAGAACCAACAACUUCUUCAUCCCUGAUGCGAAUCGGGGUGUCAAUCACCAGAAGGGUAUCCAAUGCCGCUUUGGGGCGAGGGGGAUUAUCGCCGAGAGCCACUUCGACCAUGGAAAAAACUUCGUGGCUAUGCUUAGGGGCCGCAAGCGUUACCUCUUGAACCCUCCCCGUGCGUGUCCGUCUCUGGGCAUCAUCACCGAGAGAGCUCACCCGUCGUUCCGACACUCGGACAUCGAUUGGUCAGACGAAUCUGAUUGGCCGGAGGGUUUCGCCGACGCUCCGGCUCUUGAGACCGUCCUGGAGGCUGGCGAGCUGCUGUACAUCCCCAGUUUCUGGUACCACUACAUCGUCUCUGAAGGGUUCAAUGUACAGUGCAAUGCAAGGUCUGGGCUAUCGCUGAGAAAGCAAUGGGUGGACGAAACAGAGAGUUGCAUGGGGCGGGAACUGAACCCCGACAAAGCGGUGGACCUGUUGAGGCCUUCCAAGAACAAAGGGGGCGGUGGCAUAGAGGGAAUGGCUGCAAGACGAGGAAGGGGUGGACGGGGGAAGGGUCCGGGACACCGAGAGCGGGCCGAGAAGAGAGGGCAGCGAUCACACCACCCAUAGCCGGAGGUAGAGGCCCUUUCUCUCCCUGGCCCUCGGCGGGAAAUGGCGGGAUCUGGUACGCUUUGGGAAGGUGGCUCGUCGCGGUAUUGUUGGGACGAUGAUGGGGGUCGUUUCCAAAAAUUGGGGUUUUCUGGCGUCAGUGAGGGCUGCUUCCGCCGGGGUGAUCGGGUGGACGGGGAACGGGCGGCAAUGUCCGAUGCUUUCGGUGUGCCGAAAAACAGGUUCAAGGUAGUCAUUGAGCAAUCGAUAUCACGGUGCGGUGCCUAUCAGGGAGGUACCUCAUGCGAUGGAGGGCGAUAGGAGAAGGGGGGGGGGGGCCCGGGCGGGGACUUCAGACUGGGCGCUCCAUCUGUGCUGUGCGGGAGUACUACAUGUGCAUCGGCAGGGAAUCCGUCCGUUUCUCUUGUGAAGAAUUCUUUGGUCGACAGGAUUUAAUCUGGUGCCAUUACGAACGUGUGUGAGCGCCCGUCUUCUCCCCCCUGGGGCGUGCGAUCUCGCUUGCAGUUUCUGCUCUAGGUCGUGCAUGUAGGGCGUACAAAAGGUGCGUCUGGACGAAAUGGGUUCUUGGGUGCUUGAACACGCGAGGUGACGGCUCUUGCCGGAACAGCGAACACCGCACGGUUCUAAGCUACGGGCUUGGGGCAUCGACCCGCGGUCUGUGUUGAAGUGUCUAUGGUAAAUGCACAAGGGCGAGCAAACAAAUGUGCCCCAGGUGCUACCCCCCCCCC
Molecule: messenger RNA, 1750 nt
Organism: Ectocarpus sp. CCAP 1310/34
Lineage: Eukaryota; Phaeophyceae; Ectocarpales; Ectocarpaceae
Source: the annotation of a GenBank genome assembly